Cercocebus atys (sooty mangabey) is the source of this 3423-nucleotide messenger RNA. It is a transcript of the gene ZMAT4, whose product is annotated as zinc finger, matrin-type 4. Gene Ontology annotation, molecular function: nucleic acid binding; zinc ion binding. The coding region runs from base 146 to 811 and encodes 221 amino acids. The record is from RefSeq and is a predicted model, not a curated record. Lineage: Eukaryota; Metazoa; Chordata; Mammalia; Primates; Cercopithecidae. The transcript has 6 exons.
ACAGUUGGUCCGAGCUGCCGAAAGGUCUGGUCGCAGAGACAGGAACGCGUAAUCCUCAGCGUGCUCCAGCCCACAGCUUCGCUCCACUGCUCGGCAGGGCAGCUGGCCUCUGGGCACCGGCCCCUCUGCUUCGCGGAAAAGCCUGAUGAAGUCCUCCGAUAUCGAUCAGGAUUUAUUUACAGACAGUUACUGCAAGGUGUGCAGUGCACAACUGAUCUCCGAAUCGCAGCGUGUGGCCCACUACGAGAGUCGAAAACAUGCAAGCAAAGUCCGACUGUAUUACAUGCUUCACCCCAGGGAUGGAGGGUGUCCUGCCAAGAGGCUCCGGUCAGAAAAUGGAAGUGAUGCCGACAUGGUGGAUAAGAACAAGUGCUGCACACUCUGCAACAUGUCAUUCACUUCAGCGGUGGUGGCCGAUUCCCAUUAUCAAGGCAAAAUCCACGCCAAGAGGUUAAAACUCUUGCUAGGAGAGAAGACCCCAUUAAAGACCACAGCAACACCCCUGAGCCCACUUAAGCCCCCACGGAUGGACACUGCUCCGGUGGUCGCAUCUCCCUAUCAAAGAAGAGAUUCAGACAGAUACUGUGGGCUCUGUGCAGCCUGGUUUAAUAACCCUCUGAUGGCCCAGCAACAUUAUGAUGGCAAGAAACACAAAAAGAAUGCGGCAAGAGUUGCUUUAUUAGAACAACUGGGGACAACCCUGGAUAUGGGGGAACUGAGAGGUACCCAAGUUACCUGUGCACGGGCACUCAGGCUGUGGAUCUGCUCCAAGACCAAUGAAAGGAAAGGCACUCUAGGUAAAUGUCAAUAGCAAUAAUAAUUUAAAAAAACAGUUUUAUAAGGUAACCAAUGCAACUAUUGCUGUGCAAUAAUUACCUCCAAACUUAGUGGCUUACAACAACAAAUGACACUUCUUAUCUCUCACAGUUUCCGUGAGGGGAUUUGGGAGUGACUUGGCUCAUUGAUUCUGUCUUGAAGAAAAUAGGUUCUUCAUAAUGUUGUAGCAGAGACGUCAACCAGGGCUGCUGUCAUCUGAAAGCUUGAACGAGGAGGGUCUACUCCUAAAGCCAGCUCAUUCCAUUCUGGGUAAUAGAUUAGUGAUUGCCAGACAUUAGGGCUGGCAGGAGAGACUGAUGAUAGUGAGGUAUUGGAAGUACAAUGGAAAUUAUACUUUGAUCAUGGUGGUGGCAACCUGGCUAUAUGGUUUUGUCAAAAUCUGAAUAGCUAUGCACCAAGAAGAGAGCGAUGUGUAUAUUUAAAAAGCUAAGUAGAAGAAGAGAGAAAAGGCAGAUCACUCACACUCCUGGCUUGUUAGUGAGAGGCCUUUGUCUCCUUGUGGGCCUCUCCCGGAGAUUUUGAACGUACUGGUGUUGUGUUCACUGGCUUCCUACAGAGUCAAUGACCCAAGGCAGCAUCUGGAGGAAGUUCCCCUUUCUAUGAUACUUGAAGGUCUCUGAGCACCACUUCCACACAUUCUAUUUGUUAGAACUUCUUCGUAUCACCCACAGUACCCACAACAAGGUGUUGCUGAUAGAAGUCCUGGAGGAUCGAUCUCCCUCCUGUCACCCAGUGGAAAAACUGUGUUCCACAUUCUCCACUCUCUGUGUGCAGUCAGAAUUACGGGUCUCAAACCGAGGAUUCAGCAUUUUCAAGUACUGAAUACUUGAUAGAAACUAGUGUCAAUUAAUAUGUACUUUGAUUAUGUUUAAUCAAUUAAAAUAAAAGCAUUAGUUCUCUACACUAAUAUUUUCAAUCUCUGAAAGCUGUACGUAUUGUAUCUAGUUAAGAAUAAGCAGAAAAUAGGGACUUUAAACAGAUACAAUAAUUAUAGAACACAGUUCUAAAUUGAAUGUUAGUGAAGAGGUACCAGAGAAAACACUCAGCUUAGAUUACACCUGGUUAUUUUUGCAUUAUUAGUUUUAAUGUGUUUUGACACCUCAGCUGUUCUAUGUAGACUCACUCUGAUCUUCAGAGCCCACAUAUUGGAUCAGAUAAUUAAGCUGCUUAAAUGGCUCAUGUUCCUGUCAUAUUGUUGGGGUAGGAAUGAAGUGGGAAAAUAGUGUGAUAUAGAAGAGAUAAUUUUCGUUCACUCAUUUUGUCAUUCAUUCAUUCACAUAUUCAAACACACUAAGUACCUGUUAUGUGAGAGGCCCUGUGCUUGAAUUUAUACGGGAAUGUGACUCAUCCUCUAAUCUCAAAGGGUUUGAAGUCUGAGGAAGGGAUGGGGGAGAAGUUAAUAUUUUAUUGAAAUAAACAUAACACAAAAUGUGAAAAAAAAAAAGGAGCUUAGGAGCCCUCCAACCACAAUGCUUUGGGAAUGGAGAACACAGAAAAAACGACUUCCAACUUGAAGUUAGCAUUGAGACAUGUAGAAGUUGGCAGCUAGUUUCCCUAGAGCAGAGGUAUCAGCAUGACUACAGGCAUAGAGAGCUGGGGAAGGGGGAUCAUAACUAGCACUCAGGUCAGAUGGGACCUUGGGUUAGCUGAAGGUAAGAGAAGGCUGAGAGGACAGAUUGGAACCAAAUUGUAAAUGGCCUUGCAUGUCAGGCAAAGCAGAACUGUAUUUGGUGGUCACUGAUGUGUUUUUGAGUAGAGAGAUGAAUACUUGUCAGUAGAGGAUGUGAUAAUUAGAGUGAGGAGAUUCUGAAGGCCAGGAAACCAAAUCGAAUUCGUGCAGAGGCCUGCUGAAGGCCUGGAGGAGACUGAGACAGAGGUCAAGGAAGAGGGGACAAGGGGGAGAAGUGGAACAAGUGAAAGAUAUAUUUCUUGGUGUGCUAUUCAGAGUGCUCUUCCAGUUAGCAAAAUGAAAAUCAGCCUGUACAUUAGAAUUCUCAAAGACACCUUGGCAAGGCUAGCGUUUCCUAUUAGGAAUACCAAUAGGAAAAACAGAAAUGUAAUGAGUAAUAAUUUAGAUUUCUGUUCAGUCUCAAAUCCAACAAGAAAUGUAAUUGAUGAACAUUCUCAGUCGUGUAUUUACAUCCUGUAGGGGCAUUCUUCCUUCAGCUAGGAUGGGUUUUUGCCUGUUAUUGUUAUUAAUGAAGCUAAUAAAUGGAACACUCUCUAAAGAAGCUUGGUUAACUCUUCCAUCAUCACUGACUAGGUUCCAAAAGAAAUGAGAGCUUGGCUUCUAAAAUGAAAUCAUUUUUGCACUACUGCAUCCACUUAUGCACUGUGGGCAAACUCAAGCAGGAAAUUAGAAUCCUAUCCGGAUUUUAAAUAUUAGAGUCAGCUACUACAUUGAAAACAGCCCUACAUUUGAUAUAUGGAAACACUGUUCUCUAUUAUUAGAUGUUGACCAAGUAAAGGGCAAAAGCAACAACAAAACAACCCUACUCAUAUCCAAAGUGCUUACCUGGGCCGGGCGUGGUGGCUUAUGCUUAGAAUCCCAGCAAUUUGGGAGGCCAAGGUGGGAGGAUUGCUUGA